Anoplophora glabripennis (Asian longhorned beetle) is the source of this 12824-nucleotide messenger RNA. It is a transcript of the gene Sdb, whose product is annotated as titin. The coding region runs from base 153 to 12269 and encodes 4038 amino acids. Gene Ontology annotation, cellular component: axonemal microtubule; ciliary basal body; sperm flagellum. Gene Ontology annotation, molecular function: microtubule binding. Lineage: Eukaryota; Metazoa; Arthropoda; Insecta; Coleoptera; Cerambycidae. Gene Ontology annotation, biological process: microtubule anchoring. The record is from RefSeq and is a predicted model, not a curated record. The transcript is spliced from 4 exons.
CACCCGUAACCUGCGAGGCUCACAUUCGCGCUGAACUCUUCACUUUCAAAAAGAGCGCGACCGCGUUCACACGUACACGACUUACACUAGUGUUAUAUUUUGUUAUUCAUUUUACGUUAAUUUUGUUAGUGAUAGACACGAGUGCCUUAAACAUGACUGUGAAUAAAGUAGGUACGUCCACUACGAAAACGAAGAAAAAAAGUGCUUCCAGUACCACUGCCGCUAGCACGAGCAAAACCGCCACCACGAAAACUUCCAAAAUAGUCGGGGGUAGUUCCACGAAGACACAGACCGGUAAUCUGUCGAAAUCCUCGUCGUCCUCCAGCCUACAAAUCGCAGAUGUGUCGCAUUUACCAGUUAGUGGCAACGUAGUCACAUACGUUGUGACAGAAACCCUUCCUGCGGGAACGGGAGAGAAAAUCACCACCUAUGGAGAAGCUGGAGCCACGUCCACAGAGUACAGGCAUUAUAUAGCACAAGACUCAUCCUCUACUAAUAAACAUUCCACUGAUAUCCAACAAAUUAGUUCAGUUUUAAACCAGUCCACCGCCAACCUAAACCAGUCAACUUCCAAUCUGUCCCAAGUCUCGGGAUCCACCUACACAGUAACAGAACCCAUGGAGGAAAUAAAGCUAACCUACAAUAAAAACGACUCUGCGUGGAACGGCAAGUUCGUCUACGAGCAACCGCUUCAGAAAGGUAAGAAGACAAAAAAUCAAAUAGUUAAAAGCGAUGGCGGUACCACUGUGGAACAGUCCUCCACGUCUUCUUCACACCAAGAAAGUUCCUCCAAAGUCCAAAGCUCCUCUAGUAGCUAUGUCGUAGAAAUAGUAGAUGGUAAGGAGAGGAUAAUCGACAAAAAACAUCAUGAGUCUGCUCACGCAACUCAGUCCAGUAACGACGAGCACUUGGCUACUAAGAGUGGUACCAACAUCACCCCUGAGGUGCACUACACCCAAAAAGCUAGGGACAGCGAAACCAAGUACGAUUCCGCAGUGCCCGAAUUGCAGCAACCCAAGAGCAAAUCGUCAGAAGCGACAAGAGAAAUACACCAGGUAGGUGACCAAACUACUUCCUCUGUAAACAUUAGCCAUGACAAUGCCAUUAGUGAUAGUAGUAAGCAUUCCAUUAGAGAUAGAACGAAAAAUUUUAUAGACACAGAAAAGACAGAUACGAUUAAGAAACAAAUCGACACAACUAGUAGUGCUAAAACAGCCACCGACAGUACUGAAAAUGUCCAGACGACUUCUAAAAACCUCGGUGGUAGCUCGACCCUCACCACCACCACUACCUACUACGACUCCAAAGGUAACGUGAUAAAAACCGUCACUGACGUCGACACCCAACAAAUUCCAGGGUCUGAAAGUGAACAAACCAGCUCCAAAACAGCUACCAAGGAUGCUGUAGAUAAAAGAAGAACUCACGUCGUAAGUGACAGUACUGUUAUAGACGACUCCACUACUACUUACGUCGACGAAAACUACGUGGACUCAUCGAAAAUUCGCUCUCAGCAGACAACGACGGAUUCAAAGGAUUUUUACGGCCACUCCGUAGAUUCCAGGAACACGGCGGUAAAGAACGUAUACGACACUUCGGCUGUACAGAAUACUAUAGGCACCAAAGGAAGAGUAAUAAAAGAUAACACUAUUGACUCGACUGAUAUUAUUUAUUCGAACGACCGUAACUACGGAAAGACAGGUUGGAAUGGUAGUUUUACCUACGAGACUCCACAAAAACCCAAAAGAGAGGGGCCCGUGACCUCUACCCCACAACGACCAGGUUCUCCAGAAAGAAAACCCAAGGGACGCUCCGAUUCUCCUUCAAAAAGAACCUUAACGGAUUCAAAAAACUUGUAUGGCUCGGAUAACACUACAACUGAACACAACACAACUACCACUUACUACGUGGAUGAAAGUUAUGUCGAUACCAGUAAGAUCCGUAACGCCCCUGAAAGAAAGUCGUCACCCUCAAGAAAACCCGAGAAAAAAUCUUCAGACGAACUACCGGCAGCUGGAAUACCUUCAAAAAAAUAUACACCCGGAGGCCAAAAGAGCCCAGAAGAUAAGAAAUCACGCAAAUCCGAAUCUCCGUCAAGGAGAAAGGAAAAAAUAUCACCUGAUGAUCUUCCACCAGCCGGUAUGCCUUCGAAAAAAGACGAAUGGGGUAAAAAAAUUCCAGAUAAAUCCCCUCAAGAACCUCCAAAGAAAGAUAGAAAACAUCCGGAAGAGUUACCUGUGGCGGGAAAGCCAUCUAGAAAGCCAACUAAACAAACUCAAGAUUUUUUAACAACAGAAACCUCUGAAAAUGUAAAACAAUUCACUGACAUUAAUAGGAGGCAACCUAUUGACUUUCAAACCAGUAGCACAUCUGUAGAACACUACGAGACUACAGACGACCGCAGUGAUUCAAAAACAACUAUAAUAAGAGAUUCCAAAACUUCUGUGGACUCGAAAGUCUUUUCCGAUAGUACAAAUGUCACCGAGUACUAUACCAUAAUCGAUGGCAAAAAAGUUCCAGUUGGACCAGGAGGUCCACAAAAAUUGAGAGGACCAAACUACUCUUCCGACGCCACAACUGACUAUUAUGAAUCCGUUACCGAUAUCAAAGAUUCAAAGACCAAUAUUAUUAGAGACUCGAAAACUUUUGUCGAUAACACAAACAUAACUGAAAGUUACACGAUUGUUGAUGGACAAAGGGUUCCUCUAAAACCUGGAGAGAAAAGACCAAUUGAAGACAAACCCAGGAGGUCUGAGAAAGUGCAUCCAGACGAGUUACCAGCAGCUGGAAUGCCAUCCAGAAAAGAUAAGAAGCCUCAGAAACCCAAUCAGCUGCAACCUAAAGAUAAACAGCUCCCUAUGGACUCUUCAACAACUGAUUAUUAUGAAAGCGUAACAGAUAUACAGGAUUCCAAAGUCAAUAUUGUAAGAGAUUCGAAAACUCUUCAAAACACAACUAAUAUUAUAGAAGAAUACAUUAUAGUUAAUGGCGAAAGAGUACCUCUUGGACCUGGUAGUAGAAGACCAAUCGAAGACAAGCCCAGGAAACCUGAAAGAUUACAUCCAGACGAGUUACCUGCUGCUGGAAUGCCUUCAAAAAAAGACAAGAAGCCUCAAAAACCAGAACACGAUCAACCAAAAGGCAAGAAGUAUCCCUCCGACAUUUCAACAACAGAAUAUUAUGAAAACGUUACAGAUGUACGUGAUUCCAAAGUAAAUAUAGUAAGAGAUUCAAAAACUUUUCAAGAUACAACUAAUAUUAUAGAAGAAUACACUAUAGUUAACGGCGAAAGAGUACCUCUUGGACCUGGUAACAAAAGACCAAUCGAAGAUAUGCCCAGGAAACCUGAGAGAUUGCAUCCAGACGAGUUACCGGCUGCUGGAAUGCCUUCAAAAAAAGACAAGAAGCCUCAAAAAACAGAACAAGAUCAACCAAGAAACAAGAAGUAUCCCUCCGACAUUUCAACAACAGAAUAUUAUGAAAACGUGACAGAUGUACGCGAUUCCAAGGUGAAUAUUGUAAGAGAUUCAAAAACGUUUAAGGAUACAACUAAUAUUAUAGAAGAAUACACUAUAGUUAACGGCGAAAGAGUACCACUUGGACCUGGUGGCAGGAGGCCGAUUGAAGACCAGCCCAGCAAACCCGAAAGGGUGUAUCCAGACGAGUUACCAGCAGCUGGAAUGCCUUCAAGGAAAGAUAAGAAACCUCGAAAACCAGAACAAGAUCAACCAAGAAACCAGAAGUAUCCUUCCGGCACUUCGACAACAGAACAUUAUGAAAACGUGACAGAUGUACGUGAUUCCAAAGUCAAUAUUAUAAGAGAUUCAAAAACCUUUAAGGAUACCACUAAUAUUAUAGAAGAAUACACUAUAGUUAACGGCGAAAGAGUACCACUUGGACCUGGUAGCAGAAGGCCGAUUGAAGACAAGCCCAGGAAAUCUGAGAGAAUCCAUCCAGACGAGUUACCAGCAGCUGGAAUGCCUUCAAGAAAAGACACGAAGCCCCAAAAGCCAGAACAAGAUCAACCAAGAGAUAAGAAGUUUCCCUCCGACAUUUCAACAACAGAAUAUUAUGAAACCGUGACAGAUGUACGUGAUUCCAAAGUGAAUAUUGUAAGAGAUUCAAAAACGUUUAAGGAUACAACUAAUAUUAUAGAAGAAUACACUAUAGUUAACGGCGAAAGAGUACCACUUGGACCUGGUGGCAGAAGGCCGAUUGAAGACAAGCCCAGGAAACCUGAAAGAAUCCAUCCAGAUGAGUUACCAGCAGCUGGAAUGCCUUCAAGAAAAGACACGAAGCCCCAAAAGCCAGAACAAGAUCAACCAAGAGAUAAGAUGUUUCCCUCAGACAUUUCAACAACAGAAUAUUAUGAAACCGUGACAGAUGUACGUGAUUCCAAAGUCAAUAUUGUAAGAGAUUCAAAAACGUUUAAGGAUACAACUAAUAUUAUAGAAGAAUAUACUAUAGUUAACGGCGAAAGAGUACCACUUGGACCUGGUGGCAGAAGGCCGAUUGAAGACAAGCCCAGGAAACCCGAGAGAAUCCAUCCAGAUGAGUUACCAGCAGCUGGAAUGCCUUCAAGGAAAGAUAGGAAGCCUCAAAAACCAGAACAAGAUCAACCAAGAGACAAAAAGUAUCCUUCUGACACUUCAACAACAGAAUAUUUAGAAAACGUAACAGAUAUACGGGAUUCCAAAGUCAAAAUUGUAAGAGAUUCGAAAACAUUAGUCGAUACCACCAAUAUCGUUGAAGAGUUCACAGUAAUUGACGGCAGGAAGGUACCUGUAACAAUCAAAGACAAAAAAUCUCCAAGUGAUACGUCAGGUCCUAAAAAACCCGAAAAGAAAUCGCCAGAUGAAUUGCCAGCAGCAGGUAUGCCGUCUAAAAAGGAAAAGAAGGUCCCAGACGAUAAAAAACCUACUAAAAGAGGCGAGUCUCCAACCAAAAAGAGGAAAGGUCCUGAAGACUACCCCGCGGCUGGCAAACCUUCCAGAACCGACUCCCCUUCACGAAAAAAACCCACAGACGAUAAAAUUGUCCCUGCCAAAGGCCCCAGGUCUCCUGUAACAGAUUCUAAGACAGUAGUCGAGAGUUACGAAUCCGUAACUAAUAUAUCCGAUUCUAAAACAACUGUUAUAAAAGACUCCCAGACGUUUGUCGACAGCCAGAGGUCUGUAGAACAUUACACCACGACUGACAGCUAUGAUAGCACGAAACCUAAAGGUCCAAAAAGUGCCAAACCGAUCGAAGACAAGCCAGGCAGAAGGGGUCCUUUGGACAAAUAUCCCAAGAAACCGGGAGGUCCUAGGGACGGGAAACCGACCGAUUUAAUACCCACAGAUGUAACGUCCGUGGAAAAUUAUGAAGUCAUCAACAAUGUCACCGAUGUAAAAUCCAGCGUAAUCGACAAGAAAACCGUCAUAGAAGAUUACACUACUGACAUCAGAGAUACAAAAAUUGUUGAUACAGUCGAUAGAGUCAACAAGACCUUCAUAAAAGAAGACAUCAUUGAUAUUAAGGAUAUUAAUGAAGUGGAGAAUAUUACCAACAUCAAAAGAGUGUCUGACAACAAGGUAAUUAAAAUAGAGAAAAUCAUUAAGGAAAUUGAACCCGAAAAACCUCAUUACAAGCCGCCACUCAAGGAACAAUGCAUCUGCGAGCUUUGCACUUGUGGACGCCAUACGUGUCCACACAAUCCAGAUGACUACAACGACCACCUCCACCCUGAAGGACCCUUCUUAGGCAAACCCAAGGACGAAUACUGCGCCACCAGGGGCGAAAGGUUCCCCAUCAAAAAACCAGAAGACCACCUCAAGCUCGAGGGAGAUUUCGAAAAACCCAAACCGGAAGAGUGGAAGCCUGGCGAGAGAGCUCCCGUCAAGAAGCCCCAGGACAACCUUCGACUAGAAGGCGAUUUUGAGAAGCGCACUCCAGAGAAAUGGCAACCCGGGGAUCGUCCGCAACCGAAAAAACCUCAGGAUAAUUUACGUAACGAAGGUGAUUUCGAGAGACCCGAGAAACCUGAUUAUCGUCCUGCAGAGAGACCCACUCCCAAACGUCCCGAAGAUAACCUCAAACUAGAGGGAGACUUCGAAAGGCACACUCCAGAGAAGUGGAGACCGGGCGACAGGCCUGAAGUGAAGAAGCCCCAGGACAAUCUACGUAACGAAGGCGACUUCGAACGGCCAGAGAAACCAGAGUUUAAACCCGCCGAAAGGCCAAAGCCGAAGAAACCAGAAGACAACUUGAAACCAGAGGGAGAUUUCGCAAAGCGCACUCCGGAGAAAUGGAGGCCGGGCGACAGACCCGAAGUGAAGAAACCCCAGGAUAAUCUACGUAACGAAGGCGACUUUGAACGACCAGAGAAACCAGAGUUUAAACCCGCCGAAAGGCCAAAGCCGAAGAAACCAGAAGACAACUUGAAACCAGAGGGAGAUUUCGCAAAGCGCACUCCAGAGAAAUGGAGACCGGGCGACAGGCCUGAGGUGAAAAAACCUCAGGACAAUCUACGUAACGAAGGUGAUUUCGAAAUACCAGAGCCGGAAAAAUGGACCCCAGCGGAGAGGCCUAAGCAGAAGAGACCAAAAGAUAAUCUUAAACAAGAGGGUGACUUUGAAAGACCAGAGAAACCUGAAUAUAAGCCGGCCGAGCGUCCUGUCGCCAAAAAACCCCAAGACAAUUUGAAACCUGAAGGCGACUUCACCGGAACCAGAACUAUCAUUGAUGAUUAUCGGGUCAUCCGUGGUGACAGAGCUGAAAUCAAGCGCCAUGAGGACAACAUUGUUUUGGAAGGAGAAUUUACAGAUAUAACCACAAAUAAAGUUGACUUCACUGGCGAAUUAGUCCACAGACCCACUCCCAUACGACGCAAUACCUGGACUAAAGUCGAGGGCGAUUUCAUAGAUGACACGACAACCAGAUCUGAAUUCAUCGACUACAGCACCACAGUAGAACGCACAGUCGUAAAAAAACGUCAAGACAACCUCAACGUAGAAGGGGACAUGACCUUCGACACUUCUAACACGGUCGAGUACACCGAAAAAACCCCGAAGGUAGAGCGGCGCCGAAGAACGUGGACCAAGGAUGACAUCGAUAAAUUCUAUUCCACACAAGACACGGAAGUUACCACUACCACUCAAGAUGUGUACAAGAACUUCGACACAACCGACUAUCGUCAAACGGUUGUUAUUCAUAGAGACAAUUUAAAACAGGAAGGUCCUUUUGAAGGUACACCUAAAUCAAGGGAGGACUUCGUGCCCAAACUUACCGAACGGCCUACUCCGUCGAAACCAAAAGACAAUUUGAAACUUGAGGGAGAAUUCCCAAAACGUACUCCGGAGAAGUUCGUUCCAGCUGAACGACCUAAACAGAAGAAACCGGAAGAUAAUCUCAAGCAAGACGGAGAUUUCGAACGGCCCGAGAAACCGAGUUACAAACCCGCUGAACGACCUCGACCGAUAAAGCCCGACGACAACCUUCGACUCGACGGAGACUUUGAGCGACCAGAAAAACCAGAAUGGUCCCCGGCUGAGAGACCCAAACAAAAACGUCCAGAGGAUAAUCUUAGAAAUGAUGGGGACUUUGAGAGACCAGAAAAGCCCAAAUAUAGACCAGGCGAACGACCCGUCCCUAUAAAACCUGAAGAUAACUUAAAACUUGAGGGAGAUUUCCCAAAACGUACUACUGAGAAGUUUGUUCCCGCUGAACGACCUAAGCAGAAGAAACCGGAGGAUAACCUCAAACAAGACGGUGAUUUCGAACGACCGGAAAAACCGAAAUACAAGCCUGCUGAACGACCUGUUCUUAAAAAGCCCGAGGACAACUUAAAACUUGAGGGAGAAUUCCCGAAACGUACUACGGAGAAGUUUGUUCCAGCUGAACGACCCAAGCAAAAGAAGCCGGAAGACAACCUCAAGCAAGACGGCGACUUCGAACGACCGGUAAAACCGAAAUACAAGCCUGCUGAGCGACCUCAACCAAUAAAGCCUGACGACAACCUUCGACUCGACGGGGACUUUGAACGACCAGAAAAACCAGAAUGGUCCCCGGCCGAGAGACCCAAACAAAAACGUCCAGAGGAUAAUCUUAAAAAUGAUGGUGACUUUGAGAGACCAGAAAAGCCCAAGUAUAGACCCGGUGAACGACCUGUUCCUAUAAAACCUGAAGAUAACUUAAAACUUGAGGGAGAUUUCCCGAAACGUACUCAGGAGAAGUUUGUUCCAGCUGAGCGACCUAAACAGAAGAAGCCGGAAGACAACCUCAAGCAAGACGGUGACUUCGAACGACCGGAAAAACCGAAAUACAAGCCUGCUGAACGACCUCAACCAAUAAAACCUGACGACAAUCUUCGACUCGACGGAGACUUUGAGCGACCAGAAAAACCAGAAUGGUCCCCUGCCGAAAGACCCAAACAAAAACGUCCAGAAGAUAAUCUUAAAAAUGAUGGCGACUUUGAGAGACCAGAAAAGCCCAAGUAUAGACCCGGCGAACGACCUGUUCCUAUAAAACCUGAAGAUAACUUAAAACUUGAGGGAGAUUUCCCGAAACGUACUCAGGAGAAGUUUGUUCCAGCUGAGCGACCUAAGCAAAAGAAGCCGGAAGACAACCUCAAGCAGGACGGUGACUUCGAACGACCGGAAAAACCGAAAUACAAGCCUGCUGAGCGACCUCAACCAAUAAAGCCUGACGACAACCUUCGACUCGACGGAGACUUUGAACGACCAGAAAAACCAGAAUGGUCCCCGGCGGAGAGACCCAAACAAAAACGUCCAGAGGAUAAUCUUAAAAAUGAUGGUGACUUUGAGAGACCAGAAAAGCCCAAGUAUAGACCCGGCGAACGACCUGUUCCUAUAAAACCUGAAGAUAACUUAAAACUUGAGGGAGAUUUCCCUAAACGUACUACUGAGAAGUUUGUUCCAGCUGAGCGACCUAAGCAGAAGAAGCCGGAGGACAAUCUCAAGCAAGACGGUGAUUUCGAACGGCCUGAGAAACCGCGCUACAAGCCCACUGAACGACCUCAACCAAUAAAGCCUGACGACAACCUUCGACUCGAUGGAGAUUUUGAGCGACCAGAAAAACCAGAAUGGUCCCCGGCGGAGAGACCCAAACAAAAACGUCCAGAGGAUAAUCUUAGAAAUGAUGGCGAUUUUGAGAGACCAGAAAAGCCCAAAUAUAGACCAGGCGAACGACCCGUUCCUAUAAAACCUGAAGAUAACUUAAAACUUGAGGGAGAUUUCCCGAAACGUACUACGGAGAAGUUCGUUCCAGCUGAACGACCUAAGCAGAAGAAGCCGGAAGACAACCUCAAGCAGGAUGGUGAUUUCGAACGGCCGGAAAAACCGCGCUACAAGCCCGCUGAACGGCCUCAACCAAUAAAACCUGACGACAAUCUUCGACUCGACGGAGACUUUGAGCGACCAGAAAAAUCAGAAUGGUCCCCGGCCGAGAGACCCAAACAAAAACGUCCAGAGGAUAAUCUUAGAAAUGAUGGCGACUUUGAGAGACCAGAAAAACCCAAAUAUAGACCAGGCGAACGACCUGUUCCUAUAAAACCUGAAGAUAACCUUCGUCUUGAAGGAGAUAUUGCGGUGCCUGACAAACCGGUAUACCAACAUACUGAAAGGCCUAAACAAAAGAAACCUCAGGACAAUCUUAAAUCUGAAGGGGAAUUUGAAAGACCCGAAAUCAAAGAAGUUGGUCCCGCAGAAAUUAGAAAACCUAUUAAACAUGUUGACAAUCUCAAACAGGAGGGUACGAUGGAAAUUACCAGAAAGGACGAUUACAAUGUUGUUCGAGGAGAAAGAGUGGACAUCAUCAAACGGGAAGAUAAUCUCAAAAUGGAAGGAGAAUGGGACAUCCGUCGCAGAGACGAUUUUACUAAAAAGACCAUUAUAGAUCGCGCCGAAAUUAUCAAGCACGAAGAUAGUUUGAAAAUGGAAGGCGAAUGGGAUAUUCGUCGUAGAGAAGAUUUCAAUAAAACUACGGUGGUCGACAGGGCUCAAGUCAUCAAACACGAAGAUAACUUGAGAUUAGAAGGGGAAUUUAACGACGCCCGUUCAAGGGACGAUUAUACUGUGGUGAGAGGAGAAAGAUGUGACGUUAUCAGGCGAGAAGAUAACCUGAAACUAGAAGGGGAAUUUAACGAGUACAGAAAACGUGACGACUUCACCACUCGUACUGAAAGAACUGAAAUCAUCCGUCACGAGGAUACUUUGAGGCUUGAGGGUGAUUUCGAAAGACCAACUCCAACUAAGGUUUCGCCCGCAGAAAGGCGUCGGCCUAUUAAACCUGACGACAACUUAUAUCAAGAGGGAGAAUUCGAAAGGCCCGAAAAACCAAAAUACCGCCCAGGUGAACGUCCUACUCCAAAGAAACCCCAGGAUAAUCUUAAACAGGAGGGCGAUUUUGAGCGCCCGACUCCUUCGAAAGUAGGUCCUGGGGAAAGGAGAACCCCUAUUAGACAGCAGGAUAACUUACGUCUUGAAGGGGAAGUUGAAGUUCCAGAGAAACCAGGUUAUCGCCCUGGCGAGCGUCCCACGCCUAAGAAGCCCAAAGACAACCUAUAUCUGGAAGGUGGUGUCGACGUUCCAGACAAACCAGGCUACCGGCCUGGAGAACGUCCUACACCGAAAAAGCCAAAAGAUAACUUAUACCUAGAAGGCGACUUCGAAAGACCUUCGCCGACAAAAGUUGGGCCUGGAGAACGUAGAACUCCUAUCCGUCAACAUGAUAACUUAAAAUCAGAGGGAGACUUCGAAACUCCUGUGAAGCCUAAGUACGGACCGGGAGAAAGGGCAGAUAUCAUCAAGCAUCCAGACAAUCUGAAAUCCGAGGGCGAUUUCAUAGGUACGCCUAAGAACAGAGAAGAUUUCAAACCGACUAGAGGAGAAAGAGCCCCCAUUAGGAAACCCCAGGACAAUCUCAAACUUCCCGGCGGGGAAUUCCAGGAUACGACGGUCGCAAAAUCUCAGUACACUGUGGUUAGAGGUGAAAGGGCUGAAAUUAAAAAGCACGAAGACCAUCUUACACUCGGCAGCGGCAAAAUGGAAUGCAUCACUACGACGAAAGAAACCUUCGAAAAUACACCUAAAAGGGAAUCUCCAAUUGGACCGGCCGGUAGGCAAAUUGUCAAUAAUCGUCGUCACAUGGAAUCUCAUAUAAGUCUUGGCAACGACGUCACCAAAAUGGAGACCACGAAUCAAUCAAAUUACAAUACAUACACGCGAAAGGUCGACCGCAGAACUGUCACCGACAACAAACAAGUUAAUGUUGUCGACAGACGAACCACCAAUGUCACUGACAAAACUAUUAAAAUUGUUGAUAAAGGAACAGAUGUUACAGACAAAAGAGAUAUUUCAAGGACGGGAAAGACCUCUACCGACGUAUCCACGGACACCAAAACACUUGCAGACGGCACAAUCGUUACUACUACCCGUAAAACCACAAGUACUUCUGGAGUACAACAGCAGGUGAAUCAUGUCGGACAGAACGGCCUAGAAGUUGACCAGCGUGUACAUCGUGAAGUAGUCACUGGUGCCAACGAAAUUAGAAAAUCAUCCUCACAAACUCACGUCCGCAAAGUCGUAGAGAACCGCAACGUAACGAACGUCAAUAAUAUAAUCCAUUCUUCGAGUACUACCAACGUUUCCAACAAACAGCACACGGAGAAGAACGUGAACGUCUCUCAAGCUACUCACCACAAGAGAAACGUGAUAAGUUCGGAGGAGAUCAACAAUCAAAUUUUACACAGGAAGGGAAUUCACACGUCCACAGAAGCUUUACAUGCGACGAGCUCAUCUGCCUUGGAUAUGAGGAAGUCUGUUUGCAACCUCCACGACCAGGGUCGAACCGUAGUCAACACCGAAAGACACAGCUUGAGCUCCAUGCACCGUUCAAAUCAAGAAUCGAACGCUACGAAUAGACGUAGCCAGCAGACUGUCUACCAGACUGUGGAGAGACCACAAAAAAUCGUCAGAAAAGAUAAUCUCUCAGUCGGCGGCCACUUCUACGGACAAUCGGAAGCAAAAUCUUAUGGCGAAUUCACCAAGCAGCAGAAUAUUCAGAGGGUUGAGAGGGUGAACAGAAGGUCGAACGUCUCAAAUAUCACUUUAGGUGAUAGCAAUGUCCACGUAGUUACUUCGUACAAGAAAGAGUAUUCUCCCAGGAACAUCGGUCCUUGUCCCGCGGUAUUGGUCGACAAACCCACGGGUCCUUUCAAACACACCAGAGACACGAAAUCUCACAAAUUUUAUAUGCCCGUAGUGUCCAAGUAGACGCCAUAUCGACCAUUCCAUUAAAAACGUAUCAUUCUUUAGACUGUCAAUAAUAUUCUAACAUUGUGAUAUUCUGAUACUGUUAUUAAUUAUUAUUAAUUGAAUAUUUUUUUUAUAGAGGUAGAGGUAACAAACUGCAAUAAACACAUUUACAAUAUCAUAAUAUCAUUGUAUCCGGCUUAGGGUAUGGGUUUUAUAUCAUCUUGCUUGGGACGUUUACUUCAAAUUUGGUAGAUUAUUUUUGUACACCUGUCAAAAGCUUGCCGCUUGUAUACCUAAUAUAUAUAAAACCCAAUAAACUUAUAAUUUAAUAUUUUAUUUUGUUUAUUUACUUUUGUUCCGUUUCUUUGUUAGUUACCGCACGGCAAUAAUAAGGAAGUUUUAUAGAGUAUUCUUUGUUAUCUCCAAUCUACCUUUAUGUUCGUAAAGAUGUCGUUUUGGAGAAAAGUCCUUUAUUUUGGGAAUGACACCAUCAAAUAAGGGAACUUAUAUGUGUGCGGUGUAAACCGAAUAUGUAAAUACAAGUAUUUAAAUUUAAUAAAUUAUUAUUUUGUA